Messenger RNA from Phaeodactylum tricornutum CCAP 1055/1, 1510 nucleotides. RefSeq names its product chromatin assembly factor subunit c (gene NURF-55). The coding region runs from base 110 to 1510 and encodes 466 amino acids. The record is from RefSeq and is a predicted model, not a curated record. Gene Ontology annotation, cellular component: nucleus. Lineage: Eukaryota; Bacillariophyta; Bacillariophyceae; Surirellales; Neidiaceae. The transcript has 3 exons. Gene Ontology annotation, molecular function: histone binding. Gene Ontology annotation, biological process: regulation of gene expression.
GUUAUACACGACGUUUUGGUCCAGCUUAUUGCACGUUUACACCACUCAGAGUCAAUUAGUCUCACUUCCGCUACUCCUCCUAGUCAGCAGAAUCAUCAUCAUCAUCCACAUGACGCCUUCGACGACGGCUCCUGCUGCGGCAUCGCAUUCCUCUAAGAACGGCACAACGUCGUCCUCCAAGACUCCUUUGCAAACCGACGUUUUGGAAGAACGCUUGAUAGACGCCGAGUACAAGAUUUGGAAAAAGAACACGCCCUUUCUCUACGAUUUCGUCAUGACGCACAGUCUCGAAUGGCCAUCCUUGACGACGCAGUGGCUUCCCAAGACGCACACGGCGGGUCCCAACGCCACGGAACAUUCCUUACUCAUCGGUACGCACACCACCGGCGAACAGAACUAUCUCAUGAUGGCGACCUGUGCUUUACCCAAGGAACAACCCGUGGUACCCGCCGAUAAUACAACCGUCAAACAACCCGCACCGCGUUACGACGAAGAAAAGAACGAAAUCGGUGGCUUUGGCCUCGCCCAUUCCGCUGUAGGAAAAAUUGACAUCAAAGUCAAAAUACAGCAUCUGGGAGAAGUCAACCGGGCUCGUUACAUGCCACAGAACCAUUUCAUUGUCGCUUCCCGCGGUCCCAAUCCCGAAGUUUACAUCUUUGACCUUUCCAAACACCCCUCCGUGCCGUCUCCGCAAUCCACCUUUUGCCCACAGGCUGUCUGUGUCGGACACGCCAGUGAGGGCUACGGCAUGGUUUGGUCCCCCCAUCAAGCCGGUCUCCUCGCAACCGCCAGUGACGAUCAAACCGUCAAGGUGUGGGACGUGAACACUGUACUCCAAUCUCCACCAAGUACCGGGACGGACAGCGGUGGAAUCCAAGUCGCCGCCCAUGCCACACUAUCGGCGCAUCAAGCGACCGUCGAAGACGUCGAUUGGCACGCACACGAUCCCAACAUGCUGGCAUCCGUCGGUGACGAUCAACUCCUCGCCAUUUGGGAUUUGCGGGAACCUUCGAAACCGCUACGCUCCAAACCCAACGCCCAUGAUCGGGACGUUAACAGUGUCGCCUUUUGUCCGCAUGACGAGUAUCGACUCGCGACCGGUAGUGCUGACCACGACAUUGCCAUUUGGGAUUUGCGCAAUCUCGAUACUCGUCUCCACACGCUAAAAUCGCACACGGACGAAGUUUACAACCUUUCUUGGGCCCCGCACGCCGAAGGCGUACUCGCUUCAUGCUCGGCCGACCGACGCGUGGGUGUCUGGGACUUGUCCCGCAUCGGUAUGGAGCAAAGCGUAGAAGACGCCGAAGACGGUCCGCCGGAACUGCUCUUUCUGCACGGAGGGCACACCAGUAAGGUUUCCGACUUUAGUUGGAACGUCAAAGAUCCCUGGACCAUUGCCAGUGUCGCCGAAGACAAUAUCUUGCAGGUCUGGAAAAUGGCCGAGGAAAUAUAUGUUUUGGAAAAUGAAGAAGAACUUCCAGACGAAUCGGACGAGGAAGACUUGGAAUAG